AUGGCAUUCCACUCCUAUUUCUUUUUCACUUUGUUAAUUUCUUGUAAUGUGAUUUCUCUCAUUGAUGCCAGCAAUAAUGGCAUCACAGUUGACCUCAUUCAUCGCGACUCUCCUCUUUCACCGUUCUACAACCCCAAUAUAACGCGAUUUGAGCGUCUAAGAAACAUGUUCCAUCGUUCAAUUGCACGUAAAGCAUCCCUCAAUCCAACCUCAAUUUCCACAACAGACUCAUUCCAAGCACCCCUAGAGCCCAGAGGAGGAGAAUACCUCAUGAGAAUCUCCAUUGGAACACCACCUGUCGAAAUCCUAGCCAUUGCCGACACAGGCAGUGACCUACUGUGGACAAAAUGCCUUCCUUGUAAGAAUUGCAAACAAAAUGCACCACUUUUUGAUCCCAGAAAAUCAUCCUCGUACAGGCAUCUGUCCUGUCGGCCUAAUAAACUACGGUAUGGUCCCGAAAUUGACACAUCUUGUGAAAAUAAUAAUUUACGAUAUAGUGUUACCUAUAGAGAUCAUACUUACAGUAAAGGUUAUUUAUCUGAGGAAACUAUUAGUCUUCAAUCGAAUUCUGGAAAAUCAGUGCCUUUUAAGGUCGCGUUUGGCUGUGGCACUGAUAAUCAUGAGAUUUCCGAAGAUGGAAUUAUUGGCCUCGGAGGUGGAGAUCUUUCACUUGUCAACCAAUCGUAUAAAUCCACUGAUGGAAAAUUCUCCUACUGUUUGACUCAAAUUGAUGAACCUUAUUCUCCAAGUAAGAUAAGCUUUGGUAGAAAAGCUUUGGUUUUAGGGCCAAACGUUGUGUCCACUCCCUUGAUAAAGACAUCUGAUGAUACUUUUUACUACUUAAAUUUGGAGGGUGUUACUGUUGGAACCAAUAGAUUAAACUACGGAAACACCUGCGUCCACGAUCAAGGCAACAUUAUUAUUGAUUCCGGGACGACGUUAACUUACUUCCCCGUGCAAUUUUAUCAGGAACUUGAAUCAGCGCUCGUAGAAGUUAUUAAAGGGAAACGUGUUAUGGAUCCACUAGGUUUAUGCGAGUUGUGCUAUCGAACCAAGCGCGAGGAUUUUGUUGCACCAAAAAUUGUGGUUCAUUUCACUGAUGCUGAUUUAGAGUUGUCAUCAACAAGCACAUUUCUUGACGGAGAAAAUGGGACGCUUUGUUUAACCAUGGUGCCAUCUAAUGAUUCAACCUAUAUCUUCGGGAACUUGAAUCAGAUAAAUCAACUCGUAGGAUAUGACCUUGUUAAUAACAAGGUUAGUUUCAAGCCAACUGAUUGUUCCAAGUUCCAUUGA
Molecule: messenger RNA, 1293 nt
Organism: Fraxinus pennsylvanica
Lineage: Eukaryota; Viridiplantae; Streptophyta; Magnoliopsida; Lamiales; Oleaceae
Source: the annotation of a GenBank genome assembly